AUGAAUUCAACAAGGAUUGGAGCAGCCAAAGAAGCUCUUAAAGAAGAACUUGCUAAUCUUUUCCAUGAAAUGUCAAUUAUCGUUGAAGCACAAGAUCAAACAAUUGUGGACAUUGAACAAGAAGCUACACAAGUCAGUACUAAUAUGGAACAAGGUGCUCAACAUGUAGAUCAAGCAUUAACUAGUGCAAGAGCUGCAAGAAAGAAAAAAUGGUAUUGUUUUGGAAUUAGCAUAAUACUUUUGAUUGUUUUAAUAGUAGUCUUGUACAUAACUGUUAUUAAACCAAUGAUUGACAAAAAUAAUAAUAGAAAAUAA
Entrophospora sp. SA101 is the source of this 315-nucleotide messenger RNA. The record is from the annotation of a GenBank genome assembly. Lineage: Eukaryota; Fungi; Glomeromycota; Glomeromycetes; Entrophosporales; Entrophosporaceae.